Thamnophis elegans (Western terrestrial garter snake) is the source of this 2699-nucleotide messenger RNA. It is a transcript of the gene LIPT1, whose product is annotated as lipoyltransferase 1. Gene Ontology annotation, cellular component: cytoplasm; mitochondrion. Gene Ontology annotation, molecular function: lipoyltransferase activity. Gene Ontology annotation, biological process: protein lipoylation. The record is from RefSeq and is a predicted model, not a curated record. The transcript is spliced from 3 exons. Bases 1064 to 2182 code for a protein of 372 amino acids. NCBI's taxonomy places the organism in Eukaryota, Metazoa, Chordata, Lepidosauria, Squamata, Natricidae.
CGAAGUUACCAAGACCGUGGUGGCCAUUUGAAAAUAUGCUGAGUACUUAGGAAAGAGAAACUAAGAACGAUUAAUGGGAUGACUAGAAUGGCUAAAGGCGAGAGAAACAAACGAGUACUCUUCCUAUUUCCCCCACAAUAACAACGUGAAGUAGGUUGAUAUGAGAAAGCGGGAGUGUACACAUCUGCCUAAAAACCAAUGGGUGUUGAAAUGGAAGUACCCAUCUUAGAGAAAGGAAUGACUUGCUAAUAUUGAGCAAUUGUAACUGACAACAUUUGGGAAUGUUCCAAAGAAGACAUUUACUUUCAUUUGCUAAAAAAUAUGGAGUGCUGGUUUGAAUUAGAAGACUCUCCAUAGUUGGUUGAAGGGAGGAAUGGGAAGGAGGUAGGCUUACUUAAAAGUAUGUUUUAGCAGAGAGAAUUUGUAACCAGGAGAUUGCUUGGCAAACCACCAACCAAUAGGAAUCUACCUAGAAGAAACAAGCUCAUUGGGGACUUUGUUACUGGCGCCAAUCCCUUCAAAAAUAAAGUGGAAAUGAAAGAGGGGCAGCAUUUGCUAGCAGUUCCAGGAUGCUUAUCGCAGCAAUCCCUUUUCAGGGGUCGUUCUCCUUUGCGCCAAACAAGAACGGGGAGAGAGUCUUAAGCAAACGGGAUGUUUCGAGUCCAAUCAAUGGGAUGAGAGGUUCUCUACCAACAAUGGGACGAAUGGUUCUCUAUAACUUUGUCUCUACGUAAAAAUGUGCGUAUCCUUUUCUGUCUGGAAGCCAGCGUCUUGACUCUGAAUCUCGCGCGCGGUUCCAACGAGGGCAAAAAGUUCCAGCAAUGGCAAUAGCAAUCCGUCUAGAGAAGCAGGUUAUCGGCGAUUGAACAAGGAGUAUCUUACAAAUUCACUGAUUGAACGGUUGCAGCUACCAAAAGGAGCAAUGUUUUAUUAAAAUAAUCUAAAACUGCUUUCAGUGCUUUUGAAAAGAAAAAAGCUCACCACAUUGAACCAAUGGUUUGAAAGAUUCUGAAUAGUGCCAAAACUUUCAGUGCUUUUGAUGCUUAUUUUAUUUCCUUAAAACAUGAUAAUACAGUUCUCAUGGAAGAAAUGUUUCCCAUUAUAUUGUGUCCUCAAAGUUCCAGCUGCUGGCUUCAAAAGCACAAAGGAAAGAGGGCUUAUCCUACAGUCUGUGUCUCAGGAUGUCUACCAGAAUUUAGCAUUAGAGGAUUGGAUCCAUGAUAACAUGGAUUUAGAGAAGAGGCACGUUCUUCUCCUCUGGAGAAAUUCUUCUGCUGUAGUGAUUGGUCGACAUCAGAAUCCCUGGCAGGAAUGUAACCUUGGAAUCAUGAGGCAGAAGGGUAUAAAACUUGCUCGAAGAAGAAGUGGAGGAGGUGCAGUUUACCAUGACAAAGGCAACAUUAAUCUAACUUUUUUCACUGACAGAAAAAAAUAUGAAAGAAUUGAAAAUUUAAAACUCGUUGUUAAAGCUUUGAAGUCCCUGCGACCCCAGCUAGAUGUUCAUGCUACUGAGAGAUAUGAUCUCUUGUUAAACAAAACCUUUAAAAUUUCAGGAACUGCUGCGAAAUUAGGAAGAACAGCUGCUUAUCACCACUGCACUUUGUUAUACAGUACUGAUAAAUUGGUUCUAACAUCUGCGUUAAAGACUCCUAAUAGUGGAAUCCAAAGUAAUGCCACACCAAGUGUGCCUGCAUUAGUGAGAAAUCUCUAUGAAGAAGAUCCCACAUUAACUUGUGAAAUGCUUAUGGAAGCCAUUGCUGGCGAAUACGCUUCACAUCAUCACAUUGAAAACCAUAUCCAUGUUAUAAAUCCAGCCGAUGAAACAGAAUUCCCUGGGAUUAACAACACAGCCAUAGAACUAAAAGCCUGGAAUUGGCUAUAUGGAAAAACACCAAAGUUCAAAAUCAGCACAUCCUUUAAUAUAGGACAUGAGGAAUCCAAUGUUGAAAUUCAGAUAAGUAUGGAUAUAAAGAAUGGUAACAUUGAAACUUGCCAAAUAGAUGUCCCUCAGAACUGGCUGCCACUGGAUGUGUGUGUUGAACUCAGGAACAGCCUAAUUGGCAAUAGGUUUUGCCCAAAUGAAAACACUGCCGUGACAACUGCUUUGCUAAGAAUGUGGGCAAAUUCUACAUUACACAGCAAAUUGCAUAUCUUAUGUGAGAAGAUAAUAACAUUAAUGUAAUUUAUAUGAUUAGCUGGAUUCUUAGAUAUCAGAUUAGUAGUUUGCUAAUACAAGAUUGCCAUGUAUGAUUUUAGAAGAGUUCAAUGAAUGUAAAUUUAAUGUUACAUAUAACUACUGAACAAAAAUAACACUUGAAUAUAAAAUUCCUUUUUAAGGGAAGUAGUUAAUUGACAUUGCAGUCGUUAUCUAUCUUCUCAAACUCCACUGAGUUUAAUGGAACUUGGAAUGCAUUUAAUGGAAUGCAAUAAUAAUAAUAAUAAUAAUACACUUGGGUGAGCAAAAAUGUGGAGGAAAAACUAUAACUAAUAGCCAUUUUCAAAUUCAAUAUAUUACUGGUCCAAACACCCAAAUUAUAGCCAUAUUUGAAUUGACAUUGAAACAUUACUUCAGUUAUAAUCAACAAAAUUUAAAAGAUUAUUUGUUCUCCCUGUCUUCUUUGCUGGAUAAGAGUUGACUCAAUGUGAAAUAGGCGGCAAAUAAAUUAAUUAAUAAAUAACAUGUUAGCAACCUUGUGAAA